Molecule: messenger RNA, 5106 nt
Organism: Phodopus roborovskii (desert hamster)
Lineage: Eukaryota; Metazoa; Chordata; Mammalia; Rodentia; Cricetidae
Gene: C3
Product: complement C3
Exons: 41
Coding region: 78-5066 (1662 amino acids)
Biological process (GO): inflammatory response; complement activation
Cellular component (GO): extracellular region
Molecular function (GO): endopeptidase inhibitor activity; protein binding
Source: RefSeq, a predicted model, not a curated record
GCUGCAACCACAGCAAAGCUCACUCCUGCCCAACCCUGCCCCUCACUCCCUCACCCCCUCUACCUUCACCCUUCACUAUGGGACCAGCUUCAGGGCCCCAGCUGCUGCUGCUUCUGUUGCUGGCCGCCUCCCCCCUGGUUUUGGGGGCUCCCAUGUUUUCCAUUAUCACCCCCAAUGUCUUGCGGCUGGAGAGUGAAGAGACCAUCGUGCUGGAGGCCCAUGAAGCACAGGGUGAUAUCCCAGUCACAGUCACUGUGCACGACUUCCCAAAGAAGCAGGUGCUGACCAGCGAGAAGACAGUGCUGACAAGCGCCACUGGAUACCUAAGCAGCAUCACCAUCAAGAUUCCAGCCAGUAAGGAGUUCCAGUCAAAUAAGGGGCAAAAGUAUGUGACAGUGGUGGCGAGCUUUGGGGCAACGAUGGUGGAGAAAGUGGUGCUGGUGAGCUUCCAGAAUGGGUACCUCUUCAUCCAGACAGACAAGACCAUCUACACCCCAGGCUCCACUGUCCUCUAUAGGGUCUUCACUGUGGACAACAAGCUACUGCCUGUGGCCCGGACAGUCGUCAUCAUCAUUGAGACCCCUGAUGGUGUGCCCAUCAAGAGAGACACUCUGUCUUCCCACAACCAGUAUGGCAUCUUGUCUUUGUCUUGGAACAUCCCAGAACUGGUCAACAUGGGGCAGUGGAAGAUCCGAACCUUCUACGAGCACUCACCACAGCAGAUCUUCACUGCAGAGUUUGAGGUGAAGGAGUAUGUGCUGCCCAGUUUCGAGGUCCUGGUGGAGCCUGCAGAGAAAUAUUAUUACAUCGAUGACCCAAAGGGCCUGGAAGUUUCCAUCACAGCCAGGUUUCUGUACGGCAAGAAUGUGGACGGGAUGGCCUUCGUGAUCUUUGGGGUCCAGGAUGGUGAUAAGAAGAUUUCUCUGGCCCAUUCCCUCACACGCGUAGUGAUAGAGGACGGUAUGGGGGAUGCAGUGCUGAAACGACAGGUGCUGCUGGAUGGGGUACAGCCCUCCAACGCUGAUGCCCUGGUGGGGAAGUCCCUGUACGUCUCCGUCACUGUCAUCCUGCACUCAGGGAGCGACAUGGUAGAGGCAGAGCGCAGUGGGAUCCCAAUCGUUGUUUCCCCUUAUGAGAUCCACUUCACCAAGACGCCCAAAUACUUCAAGCCAGCCAUGCCCUUUGACCUCAUGGUGUUUGUGACCAACCCUGAUGGUUCUCCAGCUCGCGGAGUGCCAGUAGUCACUCAGGGAUCUGAUGCACAGGCUCGCACCCAAGAUGACGGUGUAGCCAAACUGAGCGUCAACACGCCCAACAACCGCAAUGCCCUGAGCAUCACGGUCCGCACCAAGAAGGAAGGUAUCCCAGAAGCACGACAGGCAACUAAGACCAUGCAGGCACAGCCCUAUGGCACUAUGCACAACUCCAACAACUACCUACACCUGUCAGUGUCUCGUGUGGAGCUCAAACCAGGCGACAACCUCAAUGUCAACUUCCACCUUCGCACAGACCCCGGCCAAGAUGCCAAGAUCCGCUACUACACCUACCUGGUUAUGAACAAGGGGAAGCUACUGAAGGCAGGCCGCCAGGUUCGGGAGCCUGGCCAGGACCUAGUGGUCUUGUCCCUGCCCAUCACUCCAGAUUUCAUCCCCUCCUUCCGCCUGGUGGCGUACUACACCCUGAUUGGAGCCAGUGGCCGGAGAGAAGUGGUGGCCGACUCUGUGUGGGUAGAUGUAAAGGAUUCCUGUGUAGGCACGCUGGUGGUGAAGGGUGACCCAAGAGAUAACCGACAGCCUGCACCUGGGCAGCAAACAACACUCAGGAUCGAGGGAAAUCAGGGGGCCCGCGUGGGGCUGGUGGCCGUGGACAAGGGUGUGUUUGUGCUGAAUAAGAAGAACAAACUUACCCAGAGCAAGAUCUGGGAUGUGGUAGAGAAGGCAGACAUCGGCUGCACCCCAGGCAGUGGGAAGGACUAUGCGGGUGUCUUCAUGGAUGCAGGCCUGUCCUUCAAGACAAGCGAAGGCCUGCAGACUGAUCAGAGAACGGACCCUGAGUGUGCCAAGCCAGCUGCCCGCCGCCGACGCUCAGUACAGUUGAUGGAAAGGAGGAUGGACAAAGCGGGUCAGUACAGAGACAAGGUUCUGCGGAAGUGUUGUGAGGAUGGCAUGCGCGAUAUCCCUAUGAAGUUUUCCUGCCAGCGCCGGGCACGCUUCAUCUCCCAGGGGGAGAACUGUGUGAAGGCUUUCAUAGACUGCUGCAACUACAUCAACGAGCUUCGUCGGAAACACCAGCGAAACCAAGUGUUGGGCCUGGCCAGGAGUGACAUGGAUGAAGACAUAAUUCCAGAAGAAGAUAUUAUCUCCCGAAGCCAAUUUCCAGAGAGCUGGUUGUGGAUCAUAGAGGAGUUGAAAGAACCAGAGAAAAACGGAAUCUCCACAAAGGUUAUGAACAUCUUUCUCAAAGACUCCAUUACCACCUGGGAGAUUUUGGCAGUGAGCUUGUCGGACAAAAAAGGGAUCUGUGUGGCGGAUCCCUAUGAGAUCAUCGUGAUGCAGGACUUCUUCAUUGACCUGAGGCUACCCUACUCUGUGGUGCGCAAUGAGCAGGUGGAGAUCAGAGCUGUGCUCUUCAACUACCGUGAGCAGGACAAACUCAAGGUGAGGGUGGAGCUGUUACACAACCCAGCCUUCUGCAGUCUGGCCACUGCCAAGAAACGACACUACCAGAUUAUCGAAAUCCCUCCCAAGUCCUCUGUGGCUGUGCCUUAUGUCAUUGUCCCCUUGAAGAUCGGCCUCCAAGAGGUGGAGGUCAAGGCUGCUGUCUAUGGCCACUUCAUCAGCGAUGGUGUCAAGAAGACACUGAAGGUGGUGCCAGAAGGAAUGAGAGUCAACAAAACUGUGGCCAUCCGCACACUGGAUCCAGAGCACCUUGGCCAAGGGGGAGUGCAGAGGGAGAAUGUGCCUGCUGCAGACCUCAGUGACCAAGUGCCAGACACGGACUCAGAGACCAGAAUUCUCCUGCAAGGGACCCCAGUGGUUCAGAUGGCGGAGGAUGCAGUGGAUGGAGAGCGGCUGAAACACCUGAUCGUGACCCCCUCAGGCUGUGGGGAGCAGAACAUGAUUGGCAUGACGCCCACAGUCAUUGCAGUCCACUACCUAGACCAGACAGAACAGUGGGAGAAGUUUGGCCUGGAGAAGAGGCAAGAGUCCCUGGAGCUCAUCAAGAAAGGGUAUACCCAGCAGCUGACUUUCAAACAGCCCAGCUUUGCCUAUGCUGCCUUCAACAACCGGCCACCCAGUACCUGGCUGACAGCCUACGUGGUCAAGGUCUUCUCUCUGGCCGCCAAUCUCAUCGCCAUCGACUCUCAGGUCCUUUGUGGGGCUGUUAAAUGGCUGAUUCUGCAGAAACAGAAGCCAGACGGUGUCUUUCAGGAGGAUGGACCCGUGAUUCACCAAGAGAUGAUUGGUGGAUUCCGGAAUACCAAGGAGGCCGAUGUGUCCCUCACAGCCUUCGUCCUCAUCGCACUGCAGGAAGCCAGAGAAAUCUGCGAAGGGCAGAUCAACAGCCUUCCCGGGAGCAUUAACAAGGCAGGGGAGUACAUCGAAGCCAGUUACCUGAACCUGCAGAGACCAUACACGGUGGCCAUUGCUGGGUAUGCCCUGGCCCUGAUGGGAAAACUAGAGGAACCUUACCUCAGCAAGUUUCUGAACACAGCCACAGAGCGGAACCGCUGGGAGGAGCCUGGCCAGAAGCUCUACAAUGUAGAAGCCACAUCCUAUGCCCUCCUGGCCCUGCUGCUGCUGAAAGACUUCGACUCUGUGCCUCCUGUGGUCCGCUGGCUCAAUGAGCAAAGAUACUAUGGAGGCGGCUACGGCUCCACACAGGCCACCUUCAUGGUAUUCCAAGCCUUGGCCCAAUAUCAAACAGAUGUGCCUGACCACAAGGACUUGAACAUGGAUGUGUCCUUCCACCUCCCCAGCCGCAGCUCCCCAACCAUGUUCCGCCUGCUCUGGGAAACUGGCAGCCUCCUACGAUCAGAAGAGACCAAACAAAAUGAGGCCUUCUCUCUAACAGCCAAAGGAAAAGGCCAAGGCACAUUAUCGGUAGUGACAGUGUAUCAUGCCAAAGUCAAAGGCAAAGUCAAAUGCAAGAAGUUUGACCUCAGGGUCACCUUAGAACCAGCCCCUGACACAGUCAAGAAGCCCCAGGAGGCCAAGAGUACUAAGAUUCUUAGCAUCUGCACCAGGUACCUGGGAGAUGUGGAUGCAACCAUGUCUAUCCUGGACAUCUCCAUGAUGACUGGGUUUAUUCCGGACACAAACGACCUGGAAGUGCUGAGCAAAGGAGUGGACAGAUACAUCUCCAAGUAUGAGAUGACUAAAGCCUACUCCACCAAGACUACCCUCAUCAUCUACCUAGAAAAGAUAUCACACUCAGAAGAAGAAUGUCUGUCCUUCAAAGUCCACCAGUUCUUUAAUGUGGGACUUAUCCAGCCCGGCUCAGUCAAGGUCUACUCCUAUUACAACCUGGACGAAUCAUGCACCCAGUUUUACCAUCUGGAUAAAGAGGAUGGAAUGCUGAGCAAGCUCUGCCACAACGAAAUGUGCCGCUGUGCUGAGGAGAACUGCUUCAUGCAUCAGGCACAGGAGAAGGUCAGCCUGAAUGAGCGACUGGAGAAGGCUUGUGAGCCCGGAGUGGACUACGUGUACAAGACCAAGCUAGUCACAACAGAGCUGUCUGAUGAUUUUGAUGAGUACAUCAUGACCAUUGAGGAGGUCAUCAAGUCAGGCUCAGAUGAGGUGCAGGCAGGGCAGGAACGCAGAUUCAUCAGCCACAUCAAGUGCAGAGAAGCCCUAAAGCUGCAGAAAGGGAAGCAUUACCUCAUGUGGGGCCUGUCCUCCGACCUCUGGGGAGAAAAGCCCAACACCAGCUACAUCAUCGGGAAGGACACAUGGGUGGAGCUCUGGCCCGAGGCCGAAGAAUGCCAGGAUGCAGAGAACCAGAAACAGUGCGAAAACCUCGGGGCGUUCACAGAGACCAUGGUGGUCUUUGGCUGCCCCAACUGACCACAGACCAGCCCUCCAAUAAAGCUUCAGUUGUAUUUCA